This is a messenger RNA of Exophiala oligosperma, 1452 nucleotides long. RefSeq lists its product as hypothetical. Gene Ontology annotation, molecular function: protein binding. The transcript is spliced from 3 exons. Bases 517 to 1371 code for a protein of 284 amino acids. The record is from RefSeq and is a predicted model, not a curated record. Lineage: Eukaryota; Fungi; Ascomycota; Eurotiomycetes; Chaetothyriales; Herpotrichiellaceae.
CCUCAAGAAACUUCACAAUUCGAGCGUUUGUCAUCCUCUUGGGAGGGACACUCAGAGGGCCAUCGGAUUUGGAACUCAUUGUCGUCCAGCCAAAGCUAUUGGGGCACAAUGUAGAUUGCAGACACUUGACGACCCUAGGAGGAGAGGAUGUUUCGACCAAAAUGUGUUGCUACAACAGCAGGACAACUAAGUGAGGAAGUUUUUGAUGACAAGGCAAUCCUAAAGAGUUCCACGGAGAGGUUUUGGAGGAGUCUACAAUGGACUGCGGAUGGCACAAGCCUCGUCGCAAGUCUGGCAGACAACUCUAUACAUACCUUUGUCGUGUAGGCUGUUACGCUUGGCUUCCUUGAGGCAUAGCUAACAAAAGCUAGACCUCCUGAUCUGCUGGAUGAGGACCAACAGCCGCACCAUUUGUCUCCCUACUGUAUCAUCCCAUCUAAGGAGCCGGUAAACGCGAUUGCUGCAUAUCCAUUCUUUGACCUUUCGAAUCCUUCUACGACUUUGAUUCUAUCAUCUAUGAGAGACCAUCCCAUUCGCCUGAACUCAGCCAUCUCAGGACAUUUGGGUGCUUCCUACCCUCUGGUCAAUCCUAUGACGGAGGCAUAUAUCUGCCCAAAUUCGCUGCUUUUUACACCCCAGGGUGACCGCUUCAUUGCCGGCUCGGACUCACUACUCUCGCUCUGCGACCUGUCUCGCCCUGGUCAAGAACCGAUCUCAUCUAUACAGACUGGUCCCAAACGGAAGACCAGCGACUAUAACGCAACUACGAACAUGCGAGGGCUUGUAUCAACGUUGGCUGUGGACUCAUCAUCAGGUCUGUUGGCUGCUGGAACGUUUGGACGUCAAAUUGGCUUGUAUGCUUCAAUGGGCCAGGGCGAAUGCGUUGGAGUAUUCUCAGUCAAGGACACAGCAGCUGAUGACCAGAUUGGUGGUAGUGGUAUUACACAAGUAGCUUGGAGUCGGGAUGGAAGGUAUUUGUAUAUUUCCGAGAGAAAAAGCGAUGGGGUCAUCAUCUAUGACAUUCGCAACACUGGACAGUUGUUAUCAUGGCUUGUUGGUCGGAAUGCUCAGACCAACCAGCGGCUCUCAAUCAACCUGACCAGUACAGACGAAGAAGGUGGCCAUGAGAUUUGGGGUGGAGGAGUGGACGGAGAAGUUAGAGUAUGGAAAGAUUGCCAUCACCAAGAAGGGCCAAUUCAACCAGCUUUUUCCUUCAAAGCACAUAAUGAUGCAAUUUCAGGAACCGCGGUACACAGCAGAGGUGGCGUUCUGGCUACAGCUUCUGGCCAGCGUCGCUUCGGUGCGGGCCUGGAUGAAGGAGAGCUUGCUGGUGGAGUGAUUGAUAGUACAAUAAAGAUCUGGUCACUGUAACGGACUACUCGAACACUCGGCAGUUAUAAUCAUUGCUCUACCAUGACUAUCAUGCCGCUAUCGGUCCUCAGGUAACCUCGC